UCUGAAAGCAGUGCAGAAGGUCAGUGGAGGAAGCUGAGCAGCGUGGGCCACCAACGACCUGGAAGAAAUGUGAAUCUAUCCAGAAGUCGUUCUAUGGACUACCUGCCACAGAGAGAAGUUUCUGGGACCAAAGUUCUAUGUGCCCUGUUUGAGUCCAAGGCCAAUCAGCAGUACGGCAUCUCCAGCAGCCCCCAGCUGGCUGCCACUGGCAGUAAAAAUAGAGAAGACUGCUCUCUGCAGGACUGGAGAUGUAAUAAAACUCCUUUGAAGGACGCAGUCAUUCAGGCACGUGCUGUGGAAGAAAGAAAGGCUGUGAAUGGGCUCCUGGAGGGUUAUGACAGAGCGAGCAGGCACUCCCACGAAAACAAAAACCGUGCAUCAGUGAUUGAAAGGGGCACAACAGUAAAACAAGGAAGAGACAGAAUUUCAACUUCAUCCUCAGUGAGAGACAAAUCAGUUGUCUAUCUGUCCAGAGCAGCAGCUACCAACCCCACAGGAGGCUCGACCCCAGCGGAAUUCACUGGGAAAAAAGGAGCAACAGCUAAACUCAGUAAGAUGGCUGACAAACCCAGACAGGUAACAGUUUCACAAUCUGCCCAAGAUGAUGACGACCUACCUCUUCCUCCACCACCUCCUAUCCCACCUAGACCUCUUGAUUACGAAGGUCCUUCAGCGAUAAGCAGCCUCCCUGUGCCUCCACCAAAAGAAACAUUCUCGACCUUCUACCAACAGCGGCAAAAGAGUGAGCUAAAGAGGCUCUUUAAACACAUCCACCCGGAGCUGCGAGCAAGUCUCGAUGAUGUUGCAGAUGAUGAGAUAACGAAGGCAGUGCAGUCAGAAGACAGUCAGUCAGCAGAUGCUUCCUAUCAAGGAGAGGUUCAGUCCAUGAGGUGGAUCUUUGAGAACUGGGCUCUUGAUAAUAUCGGAGAUCCCCAUGCAACCAAGAAGUUGCUCGAUGAGGAGGACUUAAAAGGUGGAGAUGUAAGAGGCACCUCGUCCAUGUUUGAGCAAACUGACAGCAUGCAGCAAGUUUCAGGGGCAUUUGUUCAAAGACAAACCUCUGUCAAAGGAGAUGUGAGAACAUCGAGGUGGUUAUUUGAGACCCAGCCCUUAGAUUCCCUCAACAAAGCAAUAACAGAAGAAGGUGAGCUGGUGGAAGCUGUGCUGAAAGAACCCAUCCAACCAGGAGAUGUAAGAGGAACUCGUCUGCUUUUUGAAUCGAAAUCACUCAGUGACUUGGGCCGCUGCAACUCAAUAGAAGACCAAAACUUUCUGACACUGAAGUCUGAGGUCCACGAGCAGAAGGGAGAUGUCCAAAGAACUGUCAGAGUCUUUCAGGCAGAGCCUUGCUGUGCUAUCAGAGACAACAGUGGCAUUAUUCAUGAAGUCAAAUCCAUCUGCAGAGAGGAGAUCAAAAGCAACCAUACCCGCAGUGCACGCUGGCUUUUUGAAACACAGCCUUUGGACAUGAUAAAUAAGGGGAUGGCUGGAGUAAAAAUUAUACGGGGUAUAUCUUUGGAAGAGGGGCAGAAAGGCGGAGUUGACAGAAAAAGGUGGAUGUUUGAGACACAGUCGUUUGACACAAUCCAAGAACUCGUCGGAGUGGACAGGUUUGAAGGAGUAGCAUCUGAAUGCACAAGAGAGGGUGAUGUCAUGAAUAAACAAAAGCUCUUUGAGACACAACCUUUGGCAACACUUAAAGGAGAUAAAGCAGAACCAUCUUUGGAAAAGGAAGAAGUAAUCGGAGGAGAUGUGAAGACAUCUCUGUGGUUGUUUGAAACGCAACAAAUGGAUGCCCUAAAUGACAGCUGUCAAGUCGGGCACCUGGCAAAAAUUACUCUUUCAAAUGAUGAACACGGAGCAGUAAAGGACAAAAAGCAAGUUUAUGAAAGCAGCACCAUCCAAAACAAUAUCUCCAUCCAAGAACAACAGAUUGAAAAGGGUGAUGUUAAGAGAUUCAAACAUCUUUUUGAAACUAUUCCUCUGAGCAAAAUCACUCAAUCUGAUGAGACAUAUAUCACUAAUGAGAAGAAACAAGAAAUAGCAGUAGGAAAUGUGAAAGGCAACACAGCUUUGUUUGAAAUGACUCCUUUAUAUGCAUUAAAGGACUGCUCAGGUAAUCUCCACAAGGUCACAACAGUCAGCCGAGAGGAAUCAAUCAAAGGGAAAGUCCAAAACUAUAAAUGGAUGUUUGAAACCAAACCUUUGGACAACAUUGGACAGGAAGUGAGAAAUGUAGAGGUAAUCAAAGGCAUUACCCGAGAGGAGGAUACAAUGGGAGAUGUCAAAAUGGCAAAGUGGCUUUUUGAGACCCAGACUAUAGAUGGAAUCCAUGCCAAGUUCAACCCAUCAGAGCAAGACACAUCUGUCAAUAAGGAGACUUGCAGAGGCAAUGUCAAGACUUGUAAAUGGUUAUUUGAGACACACCCAAUGGACAUUUUGUAUGAUAAAUCGGAAAACAAACAUGAUAAAGAAAAUAUCAACAGCACCACCAGUGUCAAAUCCAUUACCUGGCUUUUUGAAUCACAGCCUCUCGACAGCAUGACAGACAAACAUGAGUACAACUUGAAGCUUUGCACCACCAUACAGGAUUCUGCUAAAUCAGAAAUUGGUGUUCAAACUGCCAAACAUCUUUUUGAAACAGAAACUUUAGACAGAAUAAGCAAAGUUGCAAAUUCAGACAAAUACGUGAGAUGCGUCAGCGAAGUCGACAUUCAAUCAGGAGAUGUAUCACGGGUCAAAGAACUUUUUGAAUCACAGUCCCUUGAUGAAAUAGGAUCAGAAAUGAUGACAGCGUCUGAUGAACAGAACCAAGAUGAACACAUUGAAAAGGGCUCAGUUCAUAAAGUUACGUGGUUGUUUGAGAACUGUCCAAUGAAUCUGAUCAAUAACGACAAUGAUGAUGCAAACACACAAAGAAGCAGUGAAGCUGAGGGCGGUGAUGUAAUCAACAAGAAGUUUAUAUUUGAAACCUGCUCACUGGACAAAAUCCAGGACCAAAACUUUGAAGAGAAGUCAGCAUGUGCCGAAAACCCUGUGACCAACGUUGAUGUGAAAUCAAGUACCAUGAUUGAGUCUCUGCCACUGUAUGCUAUCAGAGACAAGGAAGGGGAGUUUCAUGAGGUAACAACUGUGAAAAAAGAGGAGAUACUGAGUGGUGAUGUAAGGGGAGCAAGAUGGAUGUUUGAGACAAAACCCCUUGAUGCCAUCAAAGCAGAGAAUGAGGUUUACUUGAUCCGAGCUGUUACCCAAGAAGAUGCCAAGAAAGGAGAUGUUAAAUCAGCUCGAUGGAAGUUUGAGACACAACCUUUGGACUCAUUUACUGAUAAAGAGGAGCCCUCUGUCAAGGUUACAGAAGACUCUGGAAGUUGUAACGUACAGGUCAAUAAACAGACAUUUGAAUCGAACCAAUCAUCCAGGAGGUUUGUGAGAACUGUCAGUGUCACUGAUGUCCAGCGUGGUGAUGUCAGGACCUCUACAUGGCUCUUUGAGAAUCAAACCAUUGACAGUCUGAAAGGAGAGCCCCAGGAACAGAAUGUGGUAAACACAGUCCAUAGAGAAGACACCUGUAAGGGAGAUGUGAAACGCUGCACGUGGCUAUUUGAAUCACAACCACUGGACAAGAUCAAGGAGCCUGAUGACAACUCAGUACAAGGUGUUGAGGAAGCAAUUCCAAAAGCUGAUGUGAAGUGCACUACCUGGUUAUUUGAAACAACCCCACUAGACAAAAUCACUGCAAACUCUGCUUCUGAUACUCUGUCAUACUUGGAUCAGAUGAAUUUUCUCCAUUCAAGUGGUAUCAUAAUAGAAGCAUUUGAGAGCAGGAAUGUUAACAUGGCAAAAUAUCUGUUUAGAAACAAUGAAGGCAUAGAAACCCAGAAAGAAGAGGCUGUUGAGGGAAACAUCAGGAACAUCAUCUUACAGUUGUUGUUCAAACCAAACCUAAAGCCCCAAGUUACUCUUCUUAAAGAAGUGGAAAAAGGUGAAAUAAACACCUCAGUAGUGGAACUUCUGGAUUAUGAGUCAGCAUCUACAGUCAGCUUCAACAGGGAUCAAAGAAUACAAAGCAUUGUCCAAGUGAUUGAUGACCUCCUUGUUUAUGACAAGAACUCAAAAAAAGGAAUCAUAAUGCAAGAGACUGCAGAAGGACAUGCGGAAAUGUCAGUUUAUUCCCUCAUUAAAGCUGAGAGUCAUGCCAUAGAAAGGGGAGAUGUCAAGUCUACAAUUGGAAAUCUGUUAGCUACCGCCAGUCACAAGACUGCAACCACAUAUAGAGUAGAUGAAAAUGAAAAGGGAAAUGUCAACUUGUUCAAAAGUUGUAUUGAGAAAGGGGAUUUGCAAUACCUUAAGAGUCUUCAUACUGAGCUAUCCGCAGAUGAAGGAGACAGCCUUCUGACCCCCAUCGAAAUAGUACAGGGAGAUGUGAAAGAAGCAAAAAGAAGUCUCUACCAACAAAAAGAGGAUGUACAACGAACCAUUUCCGAUGUAUUGCCAGGAGACGUAAGAAACACCAAAAAAGUUUUUUCCUCUGAAUGCUCUUUCAGUGUUGAAAAGUGUAUCCCAAAGGAUGAAAUCAUCCCUGGUGAUGUCUUGACAGUGAAGCAACAGCUUGCAACAAAACAACCCGUGAUGAUGGAAAAAGAAGAAGUUGUAGCUGGUGACAUCAAAGCAACAAUGGAGUCAUUGGAACGUGCAAAGCAACAGAGCAUGUCUAUGGAGCGUGAGAUCAUUGUACCUGGAACUAUCUAUGAUAUGGACUUGUCAGCGCAAGGUCCAGAAACAGAAGGGAGUCAAGCACAAAAAGAGGUUAUUAUAUCUGGAGAUGUGAAAGCAGCGAAGAAGUCCCUUGAAAUGGCUAAGAAGCAAAGCGUGCAUGUGGACCGUGAAGCCAUUGUUCCUGGAAAAAUAUACAACUUGAAUAUCUCAGGACAAGAGGAAAGCCCUUCUCCAGUGGCACAGUCUGUGUCCUUCUCUUCCCCUAAAGGGCAACACAAUCCAAAGGUCAGUGCUGCAGACCAGAGAAGCAGUGUUUCCUUUACGGCUUGUCACCAGAGGGAAAUAGCCCAAAGUGCAGCAAUAGGUAGUAGUUGUGCAGCAGAAUCACUGCCAUCUUUUGCAAGUUAUGAGUGUAAUGGUGACAUUGUACAAGAUGAGGCAGUAGAUAUUUACAGAGGAGAUGUGAAGGCAGCAAUUAGGUCUCUACAGAGUGCAGCAACAGAGCAGAAACUACUAGAUAAAGAAGAUAUUGUAAGAGGCAAUGUACAGUUGGCCCUGCAGUCUCUUGGAAAGUAUAGCAUAAAUGUAACCAAAGGAGACUUUAAUGCAGCAAUGAUAUACAGGAAUUCAGGGAAAGCUUGUUCAGGACGGACAAAGACAGUUCAAAAGCAGUGUACUGAGGUCUGUAUGCCCCCAUCUCAUACCAAAUUGUCUCCUUCAAUUUCAGUAACCCCAGAAGAACCUCCAGCCAUUACAAGACAGAAUUCAAGACCCAAACCUCUGCUAAAGGAAAACGCUGAUCCAUCCAGUUCUGAAGGUGUAUCUUCACCUCCAGGUCCUCAAAAAACAAACAGCAACAAACCACAGGAGCAGAAGCCUGCUUUACCACCAAAGCCACAAUGGACAAAAUUAGUGAAAAUUCUGCAAACAUCUGCUCCAGAGACCCAUUUCAUCAUCAAAGACAACACAAAAAGUGAAGUGACAUCUCCUACAUGUGAUACAGAGAAGAUACAUGACCACAUAACGCAAAACCAACUAAGUAGUAAAAACAUCCAUGAAACAAGUCAUGCAGCUGAAGAAUCAAAUCAAACCAAUGAAUGUCUGCCUGCUGACUCACAAUCCAAACUGCAUACUGGAAAUCCACCAUCAUCAGAACACCACAUGGACAUGAAAAUAACUUUAAACAGCACUAAGGAGGAAGUGGAUAGAAACUUGGUUCGGAAAAUCAAUGCGGCUACAGAGAUACAAAUAUGUUCCAAGAAUAUUCCAGAAGCUGGGGCAGAAGAAAUGAGCAUGAACCUUCUGACUACUGAGCAGAACCCUGAAAGAAGGGAUUUGAACAGCAGCAACAAGACUGCUACCCAACAACAAUCAGACUGUCAGCCUCCCAACAUUUCAGCACACCGUACACAGCAAAACGACCUGAUUGAAAAGCAAAACAAGUCUGAUGGAGUUGUUUUAAGAGAGAAGAAAGUAAAGGAGUCAGAGACUGAGCGUCUACACAGGCUCUCUGUCCACAAGGAAGAAAUCAUGAAAGGAAACGUGAAGGCAGCAAUGGAGAUCUUUGACAAUUUAAGGAAACGAGAAGAGCUCAAGGAAGUCCUGAGUCAGGUGCGAGAGAUAGAAGGAGAUACCAGUAAAGUAGACGUUAGCUCCUUGAAGACAUUAUACGAGAAUGUACCUGCAUGGAUACCUGCAAGAAAUGCUAAACACCGAAAAGCAGAAGAGAAGAGAAUUGAAGUGGAAACAAAAGAUGAAGAUCUAGAGAGUAUUUCCUCAGUUGAUACUGCAUUUGAAGACCUGGAAAAGGCAAGCAAGGAAAUAAUGAAUCUAAAAGAGGAGACAUUAGCAAAACUCGCUGACAUUGAAGAGGCAAUAAAAAAGGCUUUGUACUCUGUUUCUAGUCUGAAAUCUGAGGCUGACAUUGUGGGCUUGUCAGGACUUUUUCAUGAAUCUUUAAAAUCUGAGCAACCUGCAAACAACAUAAGAAAAAUAAGUAUUGUGUCGAGCAAGACCAAAUCGGGUCAAAUCAAUGAAACAGCUGAUGCCAAAGCUGUUUCAAACACAACUUCUCCCGAACAAGGAACACAAAGAAAUGCUCACAUUAAGCCACUUGUUAGACAGUCCAGUUCCCAAUCAUCUCCGUCAUUCAUCUCCAUUCACUCGGCUGCUAGAAAGCCUGCUGAGCAACUGAAGACAAGUUCAACAGUUCAAUCAAAAACAGAGAGCAAUCCUCAAAGCAGCUGUGGUACCAAUCAGGGUCAAGAGUCUGCUGCACAACGGCAGGUCAGCAUUCUUCAGGUGAAAACGGCUCCAGACCCACCAGCAGGAGUCAUUGGUACAAAAACUGUCAGUGAAAUGUACGAAGAGACCGACUGUUUUGGAAAUGUAUUUGUUUCAUCUGUGACUUCAACCUUUGUCACCAAGCAAGCUGAAGCAAAAACACCUGGACUAUUUGAAGCGGAGCGGAGUCCAGCCAGAUAUGAAGGAAUGACAUCCAACUUCCAACAAAGAUCUCCUCACCCGUUUGAAGACCAUGUGUUGCACAAUGAGAAAGGGACAGUGUUUGUAACAUUUAGCCCAUCAGUCGAAAAGCAUUAAACUUCCCAUUUUACUUUGAUUUUAUGAAAAUGUUUGUUUCAUUUAUCAUAUCUGUUUUGUUUUGAAAUGAUGACAUUGUUGACUAUGAUGUAAAAAAAUGUUUUAUGGAUUUUAUACUGU
Molecule: messenger RNA, 7437 nt
Organism: Thalassophryne amazonica
Lineage: Eukaryota; Metazoa; Chordata; Actinopteri; Batrachoidiformes; Batrachoididae
Gene: xirp1
Product: xin actin binding repeat containing 1
Biological process (GO): actin cytoskeleton organization; actin filament organization
Cellular component (GO): focal adhesion; stress fiber
Molecular function (GO): actin filament binding
Source: RefSeq, a predicted model, not a curated record